Messenger RNA from Mercurialis annua (annual mercury), 4629 nucleotides. RefSeq names its product ATP-dependent RNA helicase DEAH13. The transcript is spliced from 11 exons. NCBI's taxonomy places the organism in Eukaryota, Viridiplantae, Streptophyta, Magnoliopsida, Malpighiales, Euphorbiaceae. Gene Ontology annotation, cellular component: intracellular anatomical structure; nucleolus. The record is from RefSeq and is a predicted model, not a curated record. The coding region runs from base 178 to 4170 and encodes 1330 amino acids. Gene Ontology annotation, molecular function: RNA binding; ATP hydrolysis activity; ATP binding. Gene Ontology annotation, biological process: maturation of SSU-rRNA from tricistronic rRNA transcript (SSU-rRNA, 5.8S rRNA, LSU-rRNA).
CACUCCCUCAAAAAAAAAAAAAAAAAAACCACUCAGCACUGUCGCUUCCCCGUUUCAAAGGUACUCCCCGGUUUGGUUUCUCGUGCCGCGGCUGCAGUAUCGUACCGACUUCAGCCGCCUUUUCUCUCUAAAACUCUUCAACCAGACACAGUGAGAGCUCCACAUCACCAAGGCAACAUGGAACUUUCUACGGAAAACUCAUGCUUGGAAGGUGAUAGCAAUGCAUUAAUCUUGCCUGCGAAGAAGAAAAAUAACAAAAGGAAAGGCAUGAAUUUGGAAACCGAAAAGAAAAAUAAACAGCCUAUGUUGAGUAAAUCCCAGCAAAGAAAGUUAAAGAAGUUGGAGGAGGAGAAGGAGAGAGAAUCUUUGCUAGAAAAAAGCAUUGAGACUUUGGAGAAAUAUAAGAUACCAGAGAAUGCUCUCUCUCUUAUGCGAUCAUCAAGAAAUAUAAGACGGGCGGAAACUGUUAGAGAAAAACGCAUUAUGGCAGUACAAUUAUUCAAGGCUGGUUUGGAAGUUCCAAAUAGUGAGGGUUCUUCCUUUGAGACUGAAGCCGAGUCUGAACAUUUUUACUCAAGGCAGGCUAUGAAUGAGGAUGACCAUCUGCUGCAGCCGGUGGUAAGAGAAACAGAAGCUACAAAUGACACUUGUGAUCUAUCAGCUAGUUACAGUUAUGGAGAGCUAGGUGGUGGCAAUAAAUCUGGCUUGGAUGGUCCAUCUGUUUCUCUCUUUUCUGCUGAAGAAUUUUGCAGCCAGGAUAGUCAUAGUCCUAUUCAAGAUAAAUCUAGGAAUUUCACCCUGCCUGCCUGUCGGCACGAUAAUAAUGAAGCCUCGCAGUUAUUGGUUAAAUCAGAUGAGAUAUUAAUUGCAGAUUUUGCAAAGGCCAGUCGUUUAGCAGAUUGUCCGUUGCAAAGACCUAUCUUGAUCCCUACGGUGGUCCAUGUGGUUAGGCCAAAUAAGGUGGAAGAGCAAAGGAAGGAUCUUCCAAUAGUUAUGAUGGAGCAGGAGAUAAUGGAAGCUAUAAAUUAUAAUUCCACUGUUUUAAUCUGUGGAGAAACUGGUUGCGGAAAAACUACUCAAGUUCCUCAGUUCCUUUAUGAAGCAGGUUUUGGGUCAAGCCAGUCUCUUGCCCGAGGUGGUAUUAUUGGAGUUACUCAACCACGCCGUGUUGCUGUCCUUUCCACAGCUAGACGUGUGGCAUAUGAGCUCGGUGUCCCUCUCGGUAGGGAGGUUGGGUUUCAAGUGAGACAUGACAAAAGGAUUGGGGACAAUUGUGCUAUCAAAUUUAUGACUGAUGGAAUUUUACUACGAGAAAUACAGAAUGAUUUUUUACUGAAGCGUUACUCCGUCAUUAUUCUGGAUGAGGCUCAUGAGAGAAGUGCUAACACAGACAUACUUAUAGGAAUGCUAUCUCGUGUCAUUGUACACCGCCAGAAAAUAUAUGAGGACCAGCAAAAGGUAGUGCUUUCUGGACAAAGCAUAACCCCUACAAAUAUGAUAUUUCCACUCAAACUUAUCCUGAUGAGUGCCACCUUGCGAGUAGAAGAUUUUAUUUCUCAGAGAAAGUUAUUUCGGUAUGCUCCUCCUGUCAUUGAAGUUGCUACCAGACAAUUCCCUGUAACUAUGCAUUUCUCAAAGAGAACAGAAGAAGUGGAUUACAUUGGCCAAGCCUAUAAAAAGGUCAUGUCAAUUCAUAAAAGGCUGCCACAAGGAGGCAUACUUGUGUUUGUAACAGGGCAGAGAGAGGUAGAGUACUUAUGCCAGAAGUUGCGGAAAGCAUCGAAGCAACCAACUUCUAGAGCUGCUGAAAGGAAUGUAAGGAAUGAAAUCCCCACAGAAACUGAAAUGAAUCUGACUGAAGGAAUUAGCAUGAAGGAAAUUUAUGGGGCAUUUGAGGCCGAGGAUAAUUCAGAUGAACAUCAAACUGACAGAUUUGGCUCCUUCAGUGAAGAUUUGACAGGUUUUGCUGAGGAUGACUCGGAAUUCUCUUAUGAUUCUGAAACAGAGAGUGAAGUAGAAGUUGCUGGUGAUGAUGUAGAUCCUGCGGAUCAGAUCAAUGAAAAUGGUCAUAAUAUCUUAGAUGUCUUAGGGGAGGAAGGGAAUAUCUCGUCAUUGAAGGCUGCUUUUGAAGCAUUAGCCGGAAAAACUGCAUCAGACACUAAUUCUGAGGGAAAACAAAUUCCUUCUAUUCCAGAAGACAGCUUUAAGCAAUCCAAUCACAAUGUAGGAAAGAAUGGUGGAGGGAAUAAAGGUCUCUUUGUUGGUGCACUGCAUGUUUUACCUCUAUAUGCCAUGCUUUCGGGAGAGCAACAGUUACGUGUAUUUGAAAAGAUCAACGAAGAGGAGCGGCUUGUAGUUGUUGCUACUAAUGUUGCUGAAACCUCUUUAACUAUCCCAGGAAUAAAGUAUGUUAUUGAUACCGGAAGGGAAAAGGUGAAGAACUACAACCCCUUAAAUGGCAUGGAAACUUAUGAUAUACAAUGGAUAAGUAAGGCAUCAGCUGCUCAACGAGCAGGAAGAGCUGGGAGAACUGGACCUGGCCACUGUUACCGUCUUUACUCGUCUGCAUGCUUUAAUAACACACUUCCUGAUUUCUCAUGUGCUGAAAUCUCUAAAAUGCCUGUUGAAAAUGUUGUUCUUAUCCUGAAAUCCAUGAAGAUCAGUAAGGUGGAAAAUUUCCCGUUUCCUACUCCUCCAGAAGCCAAUGCAUUGAGAGAAGCAGAACGUUGCUUAAAGACUCUUGAAGCACUUGAUGACAACGGAAGAUUGACAUCCCGCGGAAAAGUCAUGUCUUUUUAUCCAAUUAGUCCUCGUCACUCUCGAAUGAUUCUUACUGCUAUUGAAAUUUUGAAGAAGAAAAAAGUUUCCAAACCAAAUCUGGUUCUAGGAUAUGCAGUUGCAGCAGCUGCGGCUUUGAGCUCGUCUAAUCCUUUUCUGAUACAGUUUGAGGGAGGUAGCAAUAAUAACAAAUCCUCAGAUCAGGAUGGAAGAUCGGGCAGCUUAGACAAUGAGAAGAUUUUGGAUAAGCAGGAAAAGCUGAUGAAAAAGAGACUUAAAGGAACAUGUAAAACUGCUCGUGAAAAGUUUUCUAAUCUUAACAGUGAUGCUCUCACUAUUGCUUAUGCAUUGCAAUGUUUUGAACUUUCUGGCAGCUCAGAAAAUGCCUUCCAUCUGAAAACAAAGAGAGAAGAGUCCAAGCUAAGAGAAAAUUUUUGCAUUGAAAAUGCCUUGCAUCUGAAAACAAUGGAAGAAAUGUCCAAGCUAAGAAAUCAGCUUCUUAAACUAAUUUUUAGUAAGAAUGUUGAUCAUGGUGUCGAGCAGGAUUUCUCUUGGACUCAUGGAACUCUGGAGGAUGUAGAACAAGCAUGGAAUGAUUCAUCCAGAAAGCUUAAAUUAAAUGAGGAAGAGCUAUUAUGCCAAGCUAUCUGUGCUGGCUGGGCUGAUAGAGUUGCCAAACGAAUCAGAGGUCAUUCAAGGUCAUCUGAAGGAGACAGAAAUGUAAAUUCUGUUCGGUAUCAAGCCUGCUUUGUUAAAGAGGAAGAUGUAUGUCUUCAUCGCUGGUCAUCUCUUUCUCGUUCGCCUCCUGAGUUUUUGGUAUACAACGAACUGGUGUGUAGAAAACGGCCAUAUAUUCAUGGAGCAACAAGUGUGAAACCAGAGUGGCUUGUCAAAUAUGCUAGGUCUUUAUGCAGUUUUUCUACUGUUGAUGACCCAAAACCUUAUUAUAAGCCUCAAACUGAUCAAGUAUACCGUUGGGUCACUCCAGUUUUUGGGCCUCGUCUGUGGAAGCUUCCACUGUAUAGUCUACCGAUUACCAGCGACAUGGAUCGUGUGAAGGUUUUUGCCUAUGCGUUGCUGGAAGGACAAGUUUUACCAUGCUUAAAAUCCUGCAGGGAAUAUAUGGCAGCCCGUCCUAGUAUCAUUUUAAACCAAGAAGCUGCAGGUGAAAGUCGGGUUGGGAACCUACUAUUCAAGUUAAAGACAAAUUUGAUCGAUUGUCGUGCAAAGUUAAGGGAGGUGUGGAAACAAAAUCCUGAAGAACUGUAUUUUGAAAUUCUAUGUUGGUUUAAGAAAAACUCUCACAAUAAACUUGGAGAACUUUGGUCAAGAAUGCAUAUUGAAGUUGAGCUAGAGCCUCGUAAACGCUUUAGCAAUAAGGUGGAUGGAUGAAUGUUUAUUUUGUUGGGGAGGACUUGAAUGCUGUUAAUGCCAUGAGUACGCGAUGGUAUUAUGAUUGUAGGGCGAGCAAAAGAAAAGUUUGCUCGUCUUCUUCCUUUUGUAGGUGAAGCUGUCAUUGUUAGCUAGGAGCCUGGAAGCAUCGUCGGUUCUUUAUUUAUUAGUCCGAGUGUAAGGUAAUGUUACGCCCUUAGCAUCAGUUCUUUCGGAAACGAGGUUCUAUGAUUUUCAUUACAGUUACAAAAUUUGGUAGCUAGAUUUAAGUUAAAGUUGCAAAAUUUUGUUCGCAUUUUUUCUGGAAAUGUAUAGGUAAGUUAUUAAGUUAUUGGCCCCAGUUGAAUGUGUAUUGAUUUGGUGUUUGAGUCGAUUAUUAAGAAUGCAUAAGCAUGUUAGAAAUGACAUCUGAACUUCCCAUUACAUUUAGCAAAUGCAUUGAACUUGCCCUUUUCUUAA